AUGGAGCGCCCGGCGCGGCGGACGGCCCUCUGCCUCUUGCGCAACGACCUGCGCUGCCACGACAACGAGGUGCUGCUUUGGGCAAACAGCAAUGCAGACCACGUCCUUCCACUGUAUUGCUUUGAUCCCCGGCACUAUGCAAGAACUCACCACUACAAUUUCCCAAAGACUGGGUCAUUUCGCCUCCAGUUUCUAGUGGAAAGUGUGAAAGAUCUCAGAGAGACGCUCAAAGAGAAGGGCAGCAAUUUAGUGAUACGAAAAGGGAAGCCAGAAGACGUGGUCCGUGAUCUCAUUGUCCAGGUUGGCUCCGUGGCUGCAGUGGCCUUUCACGAAGAGGUGACGAAGGAAGAGCUGGAUGUGGAACAGAUGUUGCUCCAGGUAUGCAGUGAGCUCGGAGUGGCCGUCCAGAAGUUCUGGGGAUCAACUCUUUAUCACCAGUUGGACCUGCCCUUCAAACACAUUUCCAGGCUGCCCGAUGUCUUUACUCAGUUCCGGCAAGCCGUGGAGUCGCAGGCCGCCGUCCGGCCCUGCCUAAAGAUGAGCCUGCAGCUGAAGUCAUUGCCUCCAGGAGUGGAAGAAGGGCCCGUCCCCAGCCUGGAAGAAUUUGGCAGGACAGCUCCGUCAAGUGAUCCUCGUUCCGCCUUCCCUUGCAGCGGAGGGGAGACUCAGGCUUUGAAGAGGCUGCAGCACUAUUUCUGGGAGACGAACCUAGUUGCUUCCUACAAGGAGACACGCAAUGGAUUGAUUGGACUGGAUUAUUCAACCAAGUUUGCACCAUGGCUGUCCCUGGGCUGCAUCUCCCCACGGUAUAUUUAUGAGCAGAUCCGGAAAUAUGAAAAAGAGAGAACAGCAAAUCAGAGCACCUAUUGGGUGCUGUUUGAACUGACUUGGAGGGACUACUUCCGCUUCGUGGCCCUGAAAUAUGGCAGAAAGAUUUUCCUUUUAGGAGGUCUUCAAGAUAAAGAGGUUGCCUGGAAAAAGGACCCCAAGCUGUUUGACUCUUGGAAAGAAGGACGGACCGGGGUCCCCUUUGUCGACGCCAACAUGCGGGAGUUGGCUGCAACAGGCUUCAUGUCCAACAGAGGGCGCCAGAACGUGGCCAGUUUCCUGACCAAAGAUUUGGGCUUGGACUGGCGCAUGGGAGCGGAAUGGUUUGAAUCGCUGCUGGUGGAUUAUGACGUCUGCAGCAACUACUGCAACUGGUUGUACAGUGCCGGCGUUGGCAACGACCCGAGAGAAGACCGGAGGUUUAACAUGGUUAAGCAAGCCUUGGAUUACGAUGGCAAGGGGGAUUAUGUGCGGCUCUGGGUUCCGGAACUGCAGUGCAUUCGAGGAGGCGAUAUACACACCCCGUGGGCACUGAGCAAUGCUGCCCUCGCUCAGGCGGGCGUGUGCCUGGGUGACACAUACCCUCUGCCAGUUGUCAUGGUCCCAGCAUGGAAACGGCACAUCAACCAGAAGCCGAAUGCCGAGGGUCCUGCUGCAAGGGGGAGAAAAGGUCCUUCAUACACACCAAAGCAACACAAAGAGCGAGGAGUGGAUUUUUAUUUUUCUCGCAAGAAAGGGCUGCCGUGAAGCCAGUAGCCGCAAUCGAGACUAGUGUGAGCCUCUUUGCUCAGAUCUGUUGGGUGAUGGCCAUAUAGCUAGGGGGCAGGCUGGUUUGAGGGCUGGGCUUGGGCUCCGAAGUUCUUGGUUCUAAUCUGCACUCAGCCAUGAAGUUCACUGGGUAGCUUCGCAUUGUCCUUCACUCUCAGGCUGACCUACCUCACAGGGUUGUUGUGAGGAUGAAAUGGAGAGGAAGAGAACCUAGUAAGCUGCUUUGCGUACCUUGCAAGAGGAAGAAAGGUGGGAUAGAAAUGAGAUGGUAAUAAUACCACCAGCAGCUAGAGUACCUUUCCUAAGUGCCUAGCAGUUAUGUGGAACUGUAAUACCCAUCAUUCCCAGCCUUCGGCACUUGUGGAAAAUUCAGCCAGAUGAACUAAAUUGUUCUGUCCAGGCUUGAGGAGGCUGGGAUCCAGUUCAUUAGGCAGCGGUGUUUCCAAGGCAUGUUUAUUUUGUCAAUUUACUUUCCAGAGGAGCAUUAAAUCCACACAAGGCAAAAUUCAGUAAGUUUUGUUCUCCACCUUUAAUCAGGGUUCAGGGCCAGCUAACGAAGCGUUGUGCCUGUGGAGAAUUAACGCUUGCUCACGGUCUGGUGGGCCAAGCUGCAUGACACAGAUUCUGCGUGCAACUUAGAACAUUUGCCAAGGCAAAAGUGAAUCCAGGUGAAAAUACUGCUGCCAUAUUCAGCUCACAGGUGGCAGCAGACCAACUUCAGCUGCAAUUCCAUGCUGAUUUACCUGAGUGUAAGCAAUCUUGCCCACAGUAGGAAUUGGUUCUGAGUAGAUGAGUUCCGGAUUAGUUAGGGUUUAGGCAGAAAAGGUCCCAUGUCUUGCAGCCUGCUUCUGCUGUUCCCGGGGGAUUUGCAGAAUAUCUUUCUCUCUAAACAUGCAUAGGAUUGCAGUCCUGAUUGCCCAGAAGUGAUAUAUAUAUAUAUUUGUGCGGGAGAAUCUGUUAUGGAAAACCUCAUUUUUAGCUGUAUUUGGAUGUUUUCUUUUUUUAGUUAGCUCUUCUGCUUUGGAAAAGGCUUAGAGUUCAGAAAAAUAUUUGAAAUACUCAGUGCAAUCUUUACUUUCUUAUGCUCAGUGAAUUAUCUGAGGUAUAAAACUUAUCUAGAAAAUGUUAAGACAAAUAAAGUAUUCUUUGAGCAUCA
Molecule: messenger RNA, 2752 nt
Organism: Varanus komodoensis (Komodo dragon)
Lineage: Eukaryota; Metazoa; Chordata; Lepidosauria; Squamata; Varanidae
Product: cryptochrome DASH-like
Exons: 14
Coding region: 1-1575 (524 amino acids)
Biological process (GO): photoreactive repair
Molecular function (GO): damaged DNA binding; FAD binding; deoxyribodipyrimidine photo-lyase activity
Source: RefSeq, a predicted model, not a curated record